AUCUAUGCUGACACACUCUGCCGGUCUCCAGCCUGGAGGUGUGUGAGCAAAGCCACCCUGUUUUCCUUGGGACUCUCCAGGCAGGUCCGUGGGAGGAGCUAGCACAUCGCUGGAGGACUUGGAAGCUGAGUAUCUGUGGCUGAGCCCAAGAACCAGCGCUGUGCAGAAGGGUAACCAGUCUGCUUGCCUCUGUGCUACUCGAGGUGACCACAUCCUCUUCACACACCCCACAACCUCCCAUGGAAUGCUCAGAUGUGGAGCUGGAUCUUCAGAGGAGUGUGCAGGCUGUGCUCCGGGAGCUCAGCGCCCAGGUCCCGGCCCUGCAGAGCAACCAAGGCAUGUGGAGAUGGUCCCUGCACAAGAAGGUCGAGCGAGAUCCUACUAAGAGUCCAAUGCUGGUCCGUAUUCUGCUGAGGGAGCUGGAGAAGGCUGAAAGCGAGGACCAACGACACGUGAUCAUCCCCUUGCUGCAUACGCUCAUGUACGUGCUCACAAAGGCCACAGGCAUCCCCGGGGAACUCUACCAGAGGACAUAUGCCUUCUGCACCAGGCUCCUGACACUGCCCACUCCUUACUGCACGGUGGCUUUGGACUGCGCCACCAGACUAAAGACCGAGACAGCCGUCCCAGGGACACUGUACCAGAGGACAGUCAUUGCCGAGCAGAACCUGAUAAGUGAACUGUACCCCUACCAGGAGAGAGUGUUCCUGUUCGUGGAUCCCGAGCUGGUGUCAGCCUCGGUGUGCAGCGCCCUGCUGCUGGAGAUCCAGGCUGCCCAGGUGCAACAGACUCCCGAGGCCUGCAUGCGCCACGUGGUCGCCCAUGCCCUGCAGGCGGCCCUGGGCAAGGCCUGCCACGUGGCUGCCCUACACCAGAAGCUGCAGGCCAGCCCCCGCCGAAUCCUGGAGCACUAUUUCCACGCCGUGGUGGCAGCGGUGGAGCAGGUGGCGAGUGAGGGCAGCCUGAGUCGGGCGGGAUACCUGGAGAGGUUAGAGGAAAUGUACUGCUCGCUGCUGGGACCGGCAGCCUCCACUAGAGAACACCACGGAGGUGCUGCCCUCCAGGACCAGCCGCUGAGCAGCCCCCUGCCCAGCCCCUACAUCACCUUCCACCUGUGGACUGACGAGGAACAGCUGUGGAAGGAGCUGGUGCUGUUUCUCCGCCCGCAGUCCCAGCUGCGCCUCAGCAUUGACCUGGAGGCUUUGGAUCUGCAGGGCUUCCGGUCGGACCGGGAGCUGGCCCGAGUGUCUGUGUUGUCCACUGACAGCGGCAUCGAGCGGGACCUGCCUCUGGGGCCUGAGGAGCUCCCUGCCCCAGGCAGCCCCGAGAUGGAGCGUGGGGGACUGCAACGCAAAGGGGGUAUCAAGAAGAGGGCGUGGCUCCCCGACUGUCUGACACCUGGCGGUGGCUGGGACGGGCCUCCGGGGCUGCACCGGCGGACAGGCAGGCCCAGUGGGGAUGGGGAACUGCUGCCUGGGGUCUCCCGGCUGCACACGGCCCGGGUGCUGGUGCUGGGGGACGACAGGAUGCUAGGGCGCCUGACCCAGGCCUACCACCGACUCAGGAAACGGGAGACCCAGAAGUUCUGCCUCACCCCCAGACUCAGCUUGCAGCUCUACUACAUACCUGUGCUGGCGCCGCAGGAGUCAGCAGCAGCCCGGCAGCUGGAGUUGGGAGAGCUGACGGAGCUGGCGGCGUUCCUGGGCCGUGUGGACCCGUGGUACGAGAGCACAGUCAACACCCUGUGUGCCGCCAUCCACAAGCUGGCCCAGAUGCCUCCCUCACUGGACACAUCCCAGGCCGUGGACCCCUUCCUCCUGGAUGGCAUCACCUACUAUGUUCGCAUGGGCAGCCAACCCAUCUACUUCCAGAUCUACAUGGUCAAGGUCUUCUUCAGUGACCCCAGCCAAGACCCUGUGGAGGACGUUUUCCUCACUGAGCUCAAGGUGAAGAUCCAAGACUCCAAGGGUCCCAAAGAUGGGUUCUCACCCCGGAGGAGAGGUGUGACCGAGAGUCUGGGGACUGAGUUGUCCCUGCAUUACCAGAAGGCCCUGCUCAGCCACAGACCCCAGAACAUCACUGUCUCCCUGCGGGCCACUGGGCUGGUCCUGAAGGCCAUCCCGGCCAGGGACACUGAAGUUUCAGGGACUGCCCUCUGCCCCCCAACUGCUGCUCCUGUUGUAGACCACACGUGUCUGAAUGUCAGUGUGAACGAGGUUGUCAAGUCCUCUAACCUGGCAGGCAGGUCGUUCUCUACAGUGACCAACACCUUCCGGACAGCCAACAUCCAGAUCCAGAGCCAGGACCAGAGGCUGCUGACCCUCUCCCUGGACAAGGACAGUCGGCGCACAUUCAGGGAUGUGGUCAGGUUUGAGGUGACUCCCUGCCCAGAGCCCAGUUCUGGGGCCCGGAAGUCCAGGGCAUCGUGGCUCAGUUCCCGCGGGCAGAAGCUGAUGGAAACGACCCAAGCCAAGCCCAAGCCCCUUCUGAUGCCCAUCAACACCUUCUCUGGCAUCAUCCAGUGAGCCCACCAGGGGAACGGCUGUGCUGGGUCCCGGAACCAGGGUGCUGGAGGAAGGAAACACUACCUAUAUCCAUCAGAAACACAGUGUGUGGCAGCCAGGCUAAGCUCUGCCCAACACAUGCCUGCGAGUUCACGGAUCCGGUCGUGGGUCUUCCCCAUUCCACCCCACCCCACCCUAGUCCUCCUCGCCAGCCUGGAAAACCAAAGCUAGAACUGCUGACGUGGCCACCGGAGCCCUGUGGCCAGGGGGCAGAGGUGGAAGGGGAAGUGGGAAGAGAGAACUGAACCUUCAUGGGAGAUGUCUGCUCCUUCCCACGCAUGGACCACUGGUGGGUAAGCCCCCAGGCAGGGGUCUCCCCCACAUUCACUAAAUGUCCACUAACGUGUUUCCACCAGGUGCUCUGCCCUGUGUACACUCCCAUAGAGUUGGGAAGCAGAACUUCCCAGGACAGUGUGGCCCCACUUAGACCAAGCAGGGGUUUUAUGAAACAUAGAGUGG
Messenger RNA from Ochotona princeps (American pika), 3023 nucleotides. RefSeq names its product phosphoinositide-3-kinase regulatory subunit 6 (gene PIK3R6). Gene Ontology annotation, molecular function: 1-phosphatidylinositol-3-kinase regulator activity. The transcript is spliced from 20 exons. Bases 240 to 2525 code for a protein of 761 amino acids. The record is from RefSeq and is a predicted model, not a curated record. Gene Ontology annotation, cellular component: phosphatidylinositol 3-kinase complex, class IB. Gene Ontology annotation, biological process: positive regulation of MAP kinase activity; G protein-coupled receptor signaling pathway. NCBI's taxonomy places the organism in Eukaryota, Metazoa, Chordata, Mammalia, Lagomorpha, Ochotonidae.